AUGGCGACACAGAUGUUAUCGUGGGUCCCUGUGUUCAACCGCUUGUUUUCAUAUCUUCCCAGGAGUAAUUCCGUCUCUCAGUGGAUCGACCUCCCCUCCGUGGCGAUCCAUGAUGUGGAAACAGCUCCAGAGAAGAGACCCCGGACCCUGAAGCAUCUCAUCCGGGCAAACCAUGUCAACCACUCCAUACUCUACCACAGCCUGCAAUACCACAAUCACAUGCCGCAUCUUCUUGGCUCUGCGUACCUCCUCGGGGCGAAUAGCGAUCAGUUGCAGGCCAUCUAUGAAGAGGAGUCGAAGGAGCUCGAACCAUGGCCGGCAUCCCCUGCAGAAAUAACAGAAGCAGACUGGCGCCAGUUUCUAGGAGACAAGAAAUACCAAAGGGCAUACGUGGAUUUUUUUGAAGACGAGUUGGCUUUGAAGUUCGAAUACGAUUGGAAGAAAGUAGUGGAGGAAUAUAUGUUCAGUGGGAAACAGCCUUUGAUCAACGGGCUUAUUGGAGGAUUUGGCCAUCCUCUGAUUCAUCUGGGCUACGCUUAUGAACUCCAGAGCAAAGAAUUGGCAAUGGAGGCCCUCGGAAUGGCCGCCACAGCAUACAACUACCUCCACAAGUAUCUUGACGACGCUUCCUAUACCAGAGAAUCAACUUACUCUACCACAUCACCUCUUGAAAUCCUACACAGAAUAAAGGAGGACAAAAGAUUUGACGGCUUAUAUGAUAGCCCUGAUGUAGGCAAAAUCCCGUCACUCUUUGAAAACCACGAGAACCUGGUCCUGGAGUACUGGAACGCCUGGAAGAUCGUCGAUCCCAAGAAGCAGUUCGAGGAUUCCCAAGAAGCCGCCGUUGCCUUACUAGUCCGGACAGUACAACCCGGCACCCAUGCCUACGAUUUCUUCGUCUGCCAUCUGCUCACGACUAGCCACGCGGUCCGGAUCCUGAUCCCGUUGAUCCCAAGGAAAUUCCACGUCAGUCUCGUGAGGCAGUGGUGGCUCCUGACCAUCGCUAUCUACAUAACUCAGGCCCGGCCGAAGAUCAACGAAGAUAUCGAGACCAAGCCGACCAAGCAGUGGAAUUACGUUGAGGAUAGAGCCGUGAACGGACCGUGGGCCAAGGAUGCUCACUAUGUGAAAGCCCUUCGAGCCAUGAAAGAGGCAGCCCUCACUUGGGGCGACGUCCACGAUCGAUACUUAGCGGCGGCAGUUCAUUUCGCAGAUGAUUUCCACGGCUGGACUGGCUUCGGAGGUCCCUCUGCUGAAACCAACUAA
Messenger RNA from Amorphotheca resinae ATCC 22711, 1266 nucleotides. RefSeq lists its product as hypothetical. Gene Ontology annotation, molecular function: oxidoreductase activity. The transcript is spliced from 3 exons. Lineage: Eukaryota; Fungi; Ascomycota; Leotiomycetes; Helotiales; Amorphothecaceae. The record is from RefSeq and is a predicted model, not a curated record. Bases 1 to 1266 code for a protein of 421 amino acids.